Molecule: messenger RNA, 1054 nt
Organism: Chenopodium quinoa (quinoa)
Lineage: Eukaryota; Viridiplantae; Streptophyta; Magnoliopsida; Caryophyllales; Amaranthaceae
Product: small heat shock protein, chloroplastic-like
Exons: 2
Coding region: 78-635 (185 amino acids)
Biological process (GO): response to heat
Source: RefSeq, a predicted model, not a curated record
UAUUCUUACAAUAAUUACACUAAAACUUUGAAUCUCCAUCAAUUGCCAUUUUGCCAAAAAAUUUCGUUACAACAAGAAUGGCUAGCAAGGCGUUAGUGGCAUGCCAAUCUUCAACUCUGGUGUCGAAUAGGCCCUUUACCAACCCAUUACCAAUUGGGCUGAUCCCACAAUCUUCUGUUGUAUCCGCUACACCAUCAAACAAACCUUCAAGGUCAUCUAUGAUGGUGCGAGCCCAACAGGCAGGUGGUCAGCCAACUGACCCUGUCCAUCCCGUGACAGGUUCACCAUUCCACAAAAAAGUCGCCCUCCUUGAAACCUCUCCUUACGUACGAACUCCCUGGAACACAACAGAGGACGAGCACGAAAUCAGGAUGUGGUUUGACAUGCCGGGGACUAAUGCAGAAAACAUCGAAGUGGACGUCGUGGAUAACUUGCUAGUGAUCAAGGGAGAAGGUGGAAUUGAUGCAUUUGGGAAGAAAAUCUUUAGCCCCUAUGAUAGCAGGGUUCAAUUGCCUCCUAAUUCUUGGAAGGAAGAGAUCACUGCUGCAUUUAAAAAUGGUGUUCUCUACAUUACCGUGCCAAAGAUUACCAAAUUCGAGCACAAAAUUAUCCAAAUUCCAGUUCGAUCCGCUUAAUUACAAAUGAACCGUCACUCUUACUCCGUAGUAGAUGUGUGUUAUAUUUACAUACUAUGAAAAUAAGCUCUGUUUGCAAUAUGUUCAAAUGGAAUGACCCAUAUGUUGUAAUGAAACACUUAUAUACCAUAUAUUAUGUAUAUUCCUUAUUAUUUAAAGAGUAUUUACCUUUGAUUUUAUUUUUUUUUCGUUAAUUGUAUCUGUUAGUUGAAACAAACACUACAAGUGGGGUGAAUUGUACAUAGUUGAGUUUCUAGUGACUACUUUUGCAAAAUAUAAAACAGAUUAUAAAGGAACUUUGCAAUGCACACAGGAUUUUACGAGGAAACCUACCAGAGCCCAACUGGAAGUAAAACCUAGACCCUUCUAAGGGAUUUCCAAAUUAAAUUCAUUCACUAUAAUAAGGCAAAUACCAAGUU